AUGGCGAGUUCAUACGAUGCGUCAUGGGUAUUCAACCCGUCGAUACUGCGCAACCAGGGCAAGAUGGGGGGCCUUGUGAGAGUUUGUGUUGCGUGCGACUGCAGGGAAUGGCACGCUACCGACACCAAUAUGGGAAUGAACAUCCCCGAUGGCUUUGAUGAGACCAUGGUGGAUGAGGAGGUCACCAUUGAGAACCUCGUGUCUGUCAUUAGCAGCUGUCCAGAUAGUCGCGUUGCGCACAAGAACGGGAGUCAUCGGUCACUCUGGAUGCGGUCGUGGAAAUUGGGUGGAGGCCCAGGUUUGGAGCGUAUUACAGUAGGCACAUUUGAAGAGGAUCUGGGAGUGACGGGCAAACUCCUGUGGACUGGAUUGAAGAAAUGCCGAAGAGAUAAAGGUCGAGCAAUGGAAAGGAUUCAGAACGAUGCAGACGAGUGUGAUUGUAAACAAGACUGGUACCCUCCUUCAAAUCAGUUCAUUGAAUUAUGCGCAAAUGACGAGUCGACACAUGAUGCAUUGCCACUAUACUAUCAUCGGCGAGAAUACUUCCAGCAGCCACACUACUUCAGAAAAGCGACAGACGAAGCAUACAACAGGAAACUCGGCCUAGCUCCCCAUCAUUAUCAUGCCUUGAUGUCAGUUGAUACUAUGGGAGGUGGUGGCUUCAUCGGAGAGGUGUAUGACGACCCACACAACAACUUCUUCCGGUUGUCGCAGCAAUCUCUUGCAUUGCAAUUGCCAUCUCCUGGCUUCCAUCUCCCUUCUUUGUUUUCGGCUCGCCGCUUGUUGGAUGUCGUCUUCCACCACCAGAUGAAUAUGUUUCACAAGAUCAUUCCAAACGUGGUUCUUCAGUCUUCGUGCUCGCUCAAACUUGCCCGUGGAGCUUACAACCAUUAA
This is a messenger RNA of Suillus plorans, 894 nucleotides long. RefSeq lists its product as uncharacterized. The transcript has 9 exons. The record is from RefSeq and is a predicted model, not a curated record. The coding region runs from base 1 to 894 and encodes 297 amino acids. Lineage: Eukaryota; Fungi; Basidiomycota; Agaricomycetes; Boletales; Suillaceae.